AUGUUGCAUAAACAGAAAAAAGUUUUCACUAAUACCAAAUCAUCGGAAUUACUUUUUGCUUCUUAUUUGGCAAAUAUGAAUGUUACCAACGGUACCUUGAAAAAAAGGAAAUCCCGAGAAAAUCUUAAGAUUGAUCAUACACGAAUUGAAUUAUUAUCGAAUAUCAAAGAUUUGUUAUACGCGGCGAUUAAUCGCGGAUAUGAAGUAUUGGGUUCAAAGGAAAUUAAAGAGAACAUAAGCAAUAAUAAAGUUCAGCCUCUUCCUUCUUCUCUUCUUGAAAAUGACAAAAAACCGUCUCUUUUCUUACCUCCACCUAACAAAAAAGUUGAUGGUAAUAAAUUAAAAGUAAAAACUGCUAAUGGGAAAAUUUAUCAAGUUGAUAGAUGGUGUCCGCAUGACAAUGCGGAUCUCAAUAUCAAGGGGGUUAUAAUAGGUUCAAAAUUAUUUUGUACGAAACACAAUUGGUCUUUUGAUUUAGAGGAUGGUGGAACUUAUUCUAAUGAACCUGAGAAAUCCUCUAUUAACGCAUCUCCAAUUAAUGUUUGGUGA
Diversispora eburnea is the source of this 549-nucleotide messenger RNA. Lineage: Eukaryota; Fungi; Glomeromycota; Glomeromycetes; Diversisporales; Diversisporaceae. The record is from the annotation of a GenBank genome assembly.